This is a messenger RNA of Papaver somniferum (opium poppy), 731 nucleotides long. RefSeq names its product PLAT domain-containing protein 2-like. Gene Ontology annotation, molecular function: protein binding. NCBI's taxonomy places the organism in Eukaryota, Viridiplantae, Streptophyta, Magnoliopsida, Ranunculales, Papaveraceae. The transcript is spliced from 2 exons. Bases 122 to 583 code for a protein of 153 amino acids. The record is from RefSeq and is a predicted model, not a curated record.
CUACUUUAGUACCUGAGAAGUUGAGCUAACCAAAACUUCAUCUCUUCUUAUGGUGAAUUUUAGAGUAUAAAAUCUCAUACGAAGAUCAAAUCACCAUUUUUCCUCAUCAAUCAUCUCAAAAAUGGCUAAACUGAUCACAAGUCUCGCACUACAUUUUCUAAUCUUUUUAGCUAUUGCCUCAACAUCAAUCAAAGCUCAGUGUGACUAUGAAAUGAUAGUGAACACUGGCAUUACCAGAGGGCCAUCAGAUUACAAACUCGGCGUAAUAAUUGAGGCGAUUGGCGGCGAAGGCACCAUCAACACCACUAACUUGAUUAAGAACUGGGGCGCUAUGGGUCGAGGGUACACGUACUUUCUACCCAAUUCGUCAGAUAAAUUCAGAACCAAGUUGCCUUGUAUGCCGAAUAAUUUCUGUUGGAUUGCGAUCAAAGGGAAGAAAGGGGAAUUAAAUCCGCACUGGUAUAUAAACAACAUCACAGUUAGUACAAAAGGUCCCGGUGUUAUCAAUCGUAUGAAAACAUUUCGAUUUCUUGAAGAGAUUGUAACCGUUUAUCCUGAUGCUAGUCAUGGAGAAUGCCCAUAAGCAUCUGUCAUAUCUGAUAGAAAUUGGUUCUACAUACAAUAAAAACCAUUCUUCAUAUGUUCCCCAGUUUCUGUGCGGUUUCAUGAAUUACAUAAUGAAUAUUUCAAGUUCAAUGAAUUUAUAAAUAAAGAAUUGCAACUGCUUUAUA